Messenger RNA from Cyphellophora attinorum, 795 nucleotides. RefSeq lists its product as uncharacterized. NCBI's taxonomy places the organism in Eukaryota, Fungi, Ascomycota, Eurotiomycetes, Chaetothyriales, Cyphellophoraceae. The record is from RefSeq and is a predicted model, not a curated record. Bases 1 to 795 code for a protein of 264 amino acids. The transcript has a single exon.
AUGAGAUCAACGGCUUCAAAGGUAUUACCAUGGCGGAAGCAAAUCUCGUCCGAAGCCGUGCACCACCACGACAUCGUGCCUGCCGUCAAUGGGCUGAUCUACCCCAUCGUCCGGCCGGAUGAGCCGCUGUGGUACAUCGCGCAGUCGCCGCCUUUUGCACCUCUUCCAUCAUCGUCCGCAAUUCUCGACGAAACAGUGCUGCCACUCGAAGGGACCUCGCAUUGGAGCAGCAGCAGCAGCUCUUUCACCGCGCUGACGGGAGAUGAGCACGUCAUGAUGCAGGAUGGCUUCUCGCCACGGGUCUCUACCCAUUGGUCUGAUGAUCAUGUCGCAUCAACAACAACAAAUUUCGGCGUUCCAAGCAUAGCAAGUUGCACGUCAGUCGGGAUUGAGCCAGGCACGAUUCCGUCCAACGGGACACGGAAGAAGCGUCGUCGUUGUGGCUCGAACGAAUCGGCUUCUCCUGAAGCAGUAACAACAAGACAAUCCGUCGAGCCUACGCGCUCAAAUGUCGAGACACGCUACCAUCGCGAAAAGCUCAACCUGGCACUAGACGAUCUGCGCUGCACGCUUGCCUCAACCGAAGCAUUCGGCCGAGAAAUCUCUGACAACAGCCUGCUCCCCGCAGCAUUCUGGGACAAUGAGGUCUGUUGGCGGCACAGGUCUGACCUUGUCAGAGACGCGAUCAAGUAUAUCCAGAUGGCAGAAGUGGAGAUUCGGCAUUUGAGGGAGGAGAAGCUGCUGUGGCUUUCUGUCCCGCUUGAGGAGAAUGACGGAACUGGUAUUGCGUUGUAG